GAUCUCUGCAACGUUCACGUGUUCGAAGACGUAAGCUUACAUUGCAGCGGCCUGGUCUUGGUGUGAGACUAAGUACCAGUGGUCUUAUAUGCAUGAUCACUGUCAAACCAUCCUGGACCAUCAGUCGUCCAGCUCAACUACUUACAAGGAACGAGUCCAAAGAAUGGAGACAGUUCUACACCAAUUGAAAGAACAAAGAUAAGACCCUCGAUAAGCAUGAGUAACAAAGCAGCUUUUCUCGAGACCGAAAAGGGUUCCAUUGUUGUUCGCGAUGCUGAGAUCGCACAACCUGGUGAGGGCGAGGUGCUCGUCAAGGUACAAGCGUGCGCCAUUCAGCCUGCAGAUACAAAGGUAGCCAAGCAAGUUCUCAUGACCCUCGAGUAUCCGUCCGUUCUCGGCAGCCCAGUCGCAGGAACCAUCGAAGCUUUAGGUUCCGGUGUCACCAAGGUCGCAGUUGGACAGCGAGUUGUGUGUGGAACCAAGAUUUUCACGCACAAAAAGGCGAGAUAUGGUGGCCUUCAGCGUUUCACAGUGGUUGAUGAGUCGGAGGUAGUAAAAAUCGGGGAUGUGGGGUUCACAAAAGCGGUCACACUGGGGUCUUACACGCCUCCUGCUGCCCUGUUCGGCAAGUCAGCGCUGAACAUGCACUGGCCAACGGUCCCAGCCUCAGCACUUCCAGCAAGCGAGCAAGGCAAGAAGAUUCUCAUCUGGGGUGGAUCAUCUGCCAUGGGUUCACUUUCCAUCUCGUAUGCCAAGCAAGCAGGCUAUACUGUGAUUAGCACGAGUUCGCAACACAAUCUCGACCUCCUCAAAUCGCUCGGCGCCGACCACAUUUUCGAUCACAGCGACCCAGCAACUGUCAACGCCAUCCGUGACCUCUUCCCCAUCGAUUAUUGGUUGGACACGAUUUCUUUGAAUUCGACGGUAUCAACCAUUCUGAAGAUUCUUGCGCCAGAGGGAGAGCCAGUAACAAAAGCCAACAUCCUUUUGCUUCUGCCACCUGCCUGGCUCGGCAUCGACUCUUUCCCAGACGGUGUUACGAUGCAGUUCCAUCGCUUCUCUACCCGUGCGCCCGAGAACGCUGAGUGGCAUAAGCACUUUCUCGGAACGAACGGGUUCAUGGAGCAAGGCAUAAAGAGCGGCGUUAUCAAAGGUGUCGCGCCAGAGGUAUUGGGCGGUCUUGAUAAGGUAGAAACAGGGUUAGACACCGUCUAUAACGGCGUCAGUGGCAAGAAGAUCGUCAUUGAGCCGUGGGUGUGAAGAACCGGUUCAAGUGUUGAUACGAGAAGUUCAGACACGUGUCAAGGUUACGAUCGGACUGGAGAUUAAAACACUCAAGAGUUGUGAGCCUACAGUAAGCCGGCU
Molecule: messenger RNA, 1365 nt
Organism: Macroventuria anomochaeta
Lineage: Eukaryota; Fungi; Ascomycota; Dothideomycetes; Pleosporales; Didymellaceae
Product: GroES-like protein
Exons: 5
Coding region: 217-1260 (347 amino acids)
Molecular function (GO): oxidoreductase activity, acting on NAD(P)H
Source: RefSeq, a predicted model, not a curated record